This is a messenger RNA of Cynocephalus volans (Philippine flying lemur), 5137 nucleotides long. It is a transcript of the gene FSD2, whose product is annotated as fibronectin type III and SPRY domain containing 2. NCBI's taxonomy places the organism in Eukaryota, Metazoa, Chordata, Mammalia, Dermoptera, Cynocephalidae. The record is from RefSeq and is a predicted model, not a curated record. Bases 126 to 2381 code for a protein of 751 amino acids. Gene Ontology annotation, molecular function: protein binding. The transcript is spliced from 13 exons.
UGGCCAGCCCUGAACUAUACAUUUUAAACAAGUAAAUUGUUCAAAGGGCCCAGAAUAUUUAUUAUUAACUAUCCAGGAAGGAUCUUUCUUGUAUAAAAGUGCUUCCCAGGGCUUCCACAAUUACAAUGGAGAAGGAAGCUGGGGAGGAAUCAAGGCUGGGCAGAUCUGCUCCUCCCAAGGACUUCCGCUUUUAUCAUAUGGAUCUGUAUGACUCUGAAGACAGACUUCAGAUCUUCCCAGAAGAAAACACUAGGAUGAGGAGAGAAAUAGUCCAGACUGAAAUGACCAAAGAGCCAAGAGGGGCAGGAGAAGGUAAGGCUCAAAGAGACCUUCAAGAGGAAGUGGAUGAACUUGUGCAUUUAUAUGGACUUGAAGAUGAUCAUGAGUUAGGGGAUGAGUUUGUUGAUGACAACAUGCCCAUAAUAGGGGUUUCGGAAUAUCCUCCUUAUGCGAUGAAGAGGAGAGACCAAGCCAGGGAGCAGAGAGAUUGGAGACUUAGUGGAGAGGCAGUGGAAGAUGAGGACAUGAGCUACGGGGCAUGGGGUCCGGUGGGCCAGUGCCAGGACUUGCAGGAAGCCUAUAGGUACACACAUGGCCGCUCCAGCGAGGAGUAUGAAUGCUACGUCAUCCCAGAAGAGGAGGACGAGGAAGAAGCUGUUGAUGUCUUCUGUGUCACUUGCAAAAUUCCAGUAAGAGCUGUUGAGAAGGAUUUUGAGGAACACAAGGAGCAUGAAGUGAUCCCACUCAAUAAAGCACUGGAAAAUGCCAAGGAGGAAAUUCACAAAAACAUGUACAAAUUAGAAAAGCAGAUUAUCGAGAUGGAAAAUUUUGCAAGUCACUUGGAGGAGGUCUUCAUCACUGUGGAGGAGAAUUUUGGAAGACAAGAACAAAACUUUGAGUCACAUUACAAUGAGAUCUUGGAAACACUUGCUCAAAAAUAUGAAGAAAAAAUACAAACUCUGGGGGAGAAAAAGAAAGAGAAGCUGGAAGCCUUAUAUGAACAACUGGUCAGCUGUGGAGAAAACCUUGAUACCUGUAAAGAACUGAUGGAAACAAUAGAGGAGGUGUGUCAUGAAGAGAAGGCUGAUUUCAUAAAGGAUGCAGUGGCUAUGGCUGACAGACUCGGGAAAUUCCUGAAAACAAAAACGGACAUGGAAAUCUCUGCACAGCCUGACUUUGAAGACCAGACCUUGGACUUCUCUGAUGUGGAGCAGCUGAUGGGCUCCAUUAACACUAUAUUAGCUCCUUCUGCUCCAGUGAUAAACCCACAGGCCCCUAACUCAGCCACGGGUUCUUCGGUCCGAGUUUGCUGGAGCUUAUACUCCGAUGACACUGUGGAGAGUUAUCAGUUGUCCUACCGGCCAGUGCAGGACAGUUCACCUGGGAAGGACCAGGCAGAGUUUACAAUGACCGUCAAAGAAACAUAUUGCUCAGUGACAAACCUUGUGCCAAAUACCCAGUAUGAGUUUUGGGUCACAGCUCAGAACAAGGCUGGCCUCAGCCCCUCCAGUGAGCGUGCAGUGUACAUGACAGCACCUUCUCCCCCCAUUAUAAAAAGCAAAGAGAUAAGGAGCUGCGAAGAGGCUGCAGUGAUCUGCUGGGAGUCUGGGAACCUGAACCCUGUGGACUCGUACACACUGGAGCUGACCCAGGCAGAAACGCUGGGAGCCUCGGGAGUAACUGAGUCUGUUGUGGGCAUCCCAACCUGCGAGUCCCUGGUGCAGCUGCAGCCCAGGCAAAGCUACACGAUCUUCGUACGAGCCCUCAACGUGGGAGGCCCCAGCGUGAGGAGUGAGCCUGCUACAGUCCACACCACAGGAAGCUACUUCCACCUGGACGAGGACACCUGCCACCCCUGGCUGACCAUUUCUGAAGAUGGGUUUACGGUGCUACGAAGCGAAAGGAAAACCCCGGCACCGGAGCCGCCACGCGGCAAGACCCGGUUUACCAGGUGUGUUGCUGUCAUGGGAAAACUAAUUCCAUUCCGAGGGCGCCAUUACUGGGAGGUGGAGGUGAAUGAGCAUUUGGACUACACAGUUGGUGUGGCCUUUGAAGACGUCCCUAAACAGGAGGACCUGGGAGCAAACUGCCUCUCCUGGUGCAUGAGGCACACAUUUGCAUCAUCAAGGCAUAAGUAUGAAUUUCUGCACAACGGGACAACUCCAGAUAUAAGAAUAACAGUUUCUCCCCAAAAGAUUGGCGUUUUAUUAGACUACGAAAAGUCAAGGUUGUCGUUUUUCAAUGUGGACACUUCUCAGCACCUAUACACACUCAGUUGUCAGCUUCACCGAUUUGUGCAUCCCUGUUUCUCUUUGGAAAAGCCUGGGCGUCUAAAGAUACAUAAUGGUAUUCCAAUGCCAAAUCAUGUCACUUUCUAUUAGACCACUCUGAUGACGUUUCCCGUCUCUCUUUUGUACCUAGCCCUCUCUCAGCCAUUUGUGCCUCAGCUGGCUGAACUUUGCAUUCAAGCACCAUGUGCCCAGCACAUGUUAAAACCUGGCAGACUGAUGUGCUGGCACUCACUUCGCCUGACCCAGACUCUAGUCCUGUGCACUGCUGCCUGCGUGGCACUAGGGUAGUCAUUACCAGGCUCAGCUAUAAAGUGAGGGCUCACACUAAAUGAACCCAAAGGUCUAUCAAGUUGUCAAAUUGUAUUUGUCUAUUUGUAUUUAUGCAAAGUAUCUUGAGUCUCAAGGCCUACAGAGCUUAGGGAAGGGAGAGAGAAGUCUUAAUGGCUCCAACAGCCCCAAUACACUCAUGACAUUUCGUGAGUCAGCCAAGACAGACUUGAGAAAGCAAGAGGCUGUCCACAGAGAACCAAGGAAGCCAUGUGCCUGUCUCAAUGCUUUCUAUGCUCCUGUUCUCCCAAUAGUUAGAAGCACUGUGGUGAGGUUCCUCCCACUUUACACUCUUUAUAACACCCUUUACUUUAACUGAACUGCUUUCAUCUCCUACUGAACUCUUCCUACUUUUAGUAAACAGCAGCUCAGAUACCCAAAUUAACAACUCACCGUGACAAUUUUAUAGCUCAUUACAUACACAUGCCUGCCCUGCUAAGCUGGAUCACCUACCAUGAAAUAAGGAAGGUACAGCAGAUGUAAGCACAGAAAUGGCUCAAGUUAUAAACAAUUAAAAUAUACAUAUGUGUAUAAUCAAAAUUGUUCUCAGCUACUGAAGUAGAAACUACUGAGUAGGAAAUAUGAUACCACAGAUAAGACAAGUCUGAAUUCAGGCUUUAUGGAGUACUUCACAUGUAAUAUGAACAUGGAUAAAGGGAUUAAAAACUCCACACCUAUAAGGUUUUGAUAAAAUUUUUAUUUGACCAAGAAAAAACUGUCUAAAAUUUUCUUUGACAUUUAAAAUCCACUUAAUUUAAACAGGGCAGAUAACCAACUUCAAGUAUCACAAUUAUUUAGCAUAAAGAACCUUUAUUUAAACAUCUUCCUCAUCUUCUACAAGAAGAAAAAAAUAAGUCUAGAACAGAACCAAAGAAAACUUUUGUUUUUUGUAAAAUAUUCCAGUUCCUUAAAAUACCAUGAACAAUCUGCCAAAACUAAAUUUGAAAAAACCGCAAGAUUUACCUCAAGGUCAUGGUCACCUGCAACCUGCUGAUAAAUCUGUUAAAAAACAAAAUAGAAAAAGAUUUUUUAAAAAUUAGACUAUUGUAGCCACAAUCCCUUAUACUGGGCAGCUGAAACAAAAGACAUCAAAAUCUGUUCUUUUCUAAGCUUUACCUGUUACUUUAUGACUCCUGAGCUUUGGCUUCCCCACCCUAACAAAAGGGAAAGAAUAUGUAAAACAACCAUAGAAUCUUGAUGUAAACUAACAUGGGUUUGGUAAUUCAGAAUAUUCAGAAUUUAAGGCACCCGGAUUAGAUGGCAUUGGAAAGUUGGCUAGAGAUUUGGAAUAUAAAAUCAUGUUGAUUUCUGGUAAAAUUAAAUUGCUUUUUAUUUAGAAAAAUGUAUGUUUAAUAAUUGACUUCCUGCUGGCUCAAACAAUGCACAAUCACUUGUACACAUCUAAUAAAAGAUUUCUGAAGCAUGUACUUCAUCGUCAGUAUAAAGCAGAGCAAAUGCAUAAGCACUGGAGCCUUUUUCUUAAUACUUCUCAUCCUCCAAAAUUUGUUAAAACAUAAUCUUGCACAACUCACACGAUGGAAGCUGCCCACAGCACAAUUCACUGUGAUGUGGUAUUCUAUAAAGAAGACUAUAUUGGUCUCUAUCCAAGGAGAUUCCACUACCAGAAAACUUUCUAGACUAUGAAGACUUCACUAUAGGAAAAGUCCUCUCCUCAACUUACCAAAACAACUUCUCUAAUUUCUAGUUACCUUCCUAUCAGUUAGUAGAGUGAGAUUCUCAUGUGUUCACUAUGUCUUUCUUUACGUUUCUCAUCUAAAGUAUUAUUCCUAUUUUCUAUAGUAACACAAUGGAAAUUGUAUAAUUGCUGUUGGUAGAUAAGUAGGUCUUGAAUUUAUUUCGCAAACAAGACCUGUUCUAUCUACCUUUUCAUUUAGGAGGCUGAAAGCAGAGUCAGCUUGACUUCAAGGACUCUAUUUUCUUAGUCUCCAGAAGAACAUGACCAAGUCCAGCUUUUAAAACACUGUCCUUUAACAUGUCAAGAUACUAAAGGCAAGAUAAUCUAUAACUUCAAGCUUUAAGAGAUUUGAGGUCUUUAGAUAUGCUCGCUUCACUGCAACCAAUGGUUAAUUAAUCUAAAUGCAAGAUAAGAGUUUGUUAUUUAGAUAGAAGCCCCCACCUGGUCAGCAUCUUUUCUGUUACUAGAAAUUCUCCUGGAAGCAGCAUGACUGUGACCUGGACACAACUGCCCCUAAGUUAGUAAUGAUUUUAGAGUUGCUACUGAACAGGUGCUGGUUUUUGUCAUGUAUGUCAUGUCCAACUACUUCACUGCUUGUUUUCUGCUGUCGCCAAUCCCAGAAAAAAAUUAAGCCCAACUCACUGACUGAUUACUUUUUCUUCAUUUUCCCAGACUCAGAAUCAGUUUUUUCUGUGCUAUUUUUACUUACUCAAACCCUGGUGGAAUUAAACUACCAUUUAUUUAAAUUGUACAAAUUAAACACCUUGCAGCUGACUCAACAUGCAGUCACUCAGACAUAGCAAAUAAAAAUGUUUUUGUAGUA